AAUGACAGGCAAAAGUAAUGACGAUGCAUCAUAACAAGAUACAUUAGUUUUGCCUGUCAUCGAAGCGAUAUCCAAAUGCCCAGGGAACUGAAAGAAGCGAAUCGCCGAAUGAGGUCGGUAGCAACAAAUGUUAUACAGACGUAUUGUUGAUAUGGAUCACGCGAUGAACCUUUAUUAUUUUCAAAUACACACAUUAACACAGUAAAUCAAGUGUCAAGCCACAUCAACGGUUGUGAAAAUCUGGGAGUUUAUAUAAAAACGCUGUAAACAUGAACAUGUUAGAAAACUUACUUUUUGUCUUUAACAAACUGAUGCCAGCAUGAAUAUACUUCAGAGGAAAGUUUAUGGACAUCAAGUUAAUGAAUGAAUAAUUGUGAUUUAUUUAUUUGUUUAUUUAUUUCCUAAACAUUACGGUUUCCAUUGAACACCCAUUGUUAACGAUGAAUUUCAAGUGACCGUUUUUUUGUUUUGUUUUCUUUCAUUUAAAGUUAUAUGUUUAAAGGGACUUUGAACUUAUCUAUAGUCGCUUACACACAACUUUAUAUAAAUGAUAUUCGGAGAUUUAUCUUCGCUGGAAAAAGUUUUCUUUUCUCAGCAGCCUGGGAGCUCGGACAUGUCGAAGAUGCAAAAUCUAACACCUUGUAAAUCUUCAUUGAUGACAAACACCUCUGCUUCUUCUGGAGCGUCUUCUCCACGUCAUUCCCUAAAUCUCAAUAGUGGACAGUCAGUUCUUGAAGAUAGUUUUUACAGCGACCCUUCGGCCACAAAUUGUGGUCAUAUGUCCAUCGUUUCAUUGACAGUUAUUUCAAUAAUCUGUUUGCUGCUGAUAUUUUUCAAGAGUUAUGUUAAAGACAUGUUGUUAUGGCUAGAACAUACAGAUGCAAUUGUCAGUUACUUAGCCUUUCUAUGUAUGUACACACUUGUUAGCUUCCCCAUUGCCUGGGGAUACUUUCUACUGUUGUUAACCACAGGUUACGUAUACGGUUUCCUUCGUGGCAUCUUUGUUGUACUUACAUGUGGGGCUGUCGGUGUAUCAACUGCUUAUUUAGUUUUGAGGACCUGCUGUCGAUGUAUAACCGUGAGAUUUUACAGUAAAAAACUAGAGGCUGUCAUUAAAGUUGUGGAAGGCCCCCAGGGAUACAAAGUCAUCGCUUUGGCUAGGCUCACACCAAUUCCAUUUGGUUUGCAAAAUGGUCUGUUUGGGCUUACACAUGUUUCAAUGCCAGUCUACUCUAUCGCUUCUGUAAUAGGAAUGAUGCCUUUAGCACUUGUGAACUGCUAUGUUGGGUCAACAUUCCGAUCUAUGGAGGAAGUUUGGAAUAACAGUUCUUCACAUGUAACAGGGUAUUUAGUUUUUAUUGGACAGGUAAGUGUCUUUUCAGUCACUUUAAAAAGUCAGUUGUAUAUUACAUUCAUUCUAUUAUAAUUCUUUCCACUUAGC
Molecule: messenger RNA, 1441 nt
Organism: Octopus bimaculoides (California two-spot octopus)
Lineage: Eukaryota; Metazoa; Mollusca; Cephalopoda; Octopoda; Octopodidae
Product: transmembrane protein 64
Biological process (GO): regulation of cytosolic calcium ion concentration
Cellular component (GO): endoplasmic reticulum
Source: RefSeq, a predicted model, not a curated record